Penaeus indicus is the source of this 2010-nucleotide messenger RNA. RefSeq names its product serine/threonine-protein kinase Nek4-like. Gene Ontology annotation, molecular function: protein kinase activity; ATP binding. The transcript has 4 exons. Gene Ontology annotation, biological process: protein phosphorylation. Bases 1 to 2010 code for a protein of 669 amino acids. NCBI's taxonomy places the organism in Eukaryota, Metazoa, Arthropoda, Malacostraca, Decapoda, Penaeidae. The record is from RefSeq and is a predicted model, not a curated record.
AUGAGCGAGGCCGAGAAGCAGGUGUGUGAAGCGCUCAAGGUCUGCCACACCAGACACCUUCAGAAGGGCCGGGUGAUCCUCCACAGAGACAUCAAGCCGGCCAACGUCUUCCUCGAUGCCAACGGCGACGUUAAGCUCGGCGACUUUGGCCUGGCCAGAACGCUCAAUUCGGAGGCCAGUUUCGCGACCACUUUCGUCGGGACGCCGUACUACAUGAGCCCGGAGGUUAUAAAUGGACAAGAAUACAAUGAGAUGUCUGACAUGUGGUCGCUGGGCUGUCUGAUCUACGAACUAUGUGCGCUGCACCCUCCUUUCCAAGCAACGACACACAAGCAACUUGCUGCUAAAAUCAGAGAUGGAAGAUAUGAACGAAUUCCAAUUCAGUACAGCAAUGAUUUGCACGAAAUGAUUGGGCUCCUCUUAACCUACGAGGACUUCCUGCGCCCCCAUGCUUUUAUUGUCCUCCGCCACUCGUCCCUCAUCAAGCAUACGUCGAAAAACCACAACAAUUUUGAGGACGACCCCCUUUGCCAUUCCCUGCGGACCUCCGUCCUCCUGGGGGCAGAAAACCAAAAGAAGGCCGAGGAGAACAUCAACAAGGAUGGAAGUACCGACGACAGGAAGAAUGUAGUCGAGUCGUGCACAGGGAGGAACGAGGAAAGGGGGAGGAGCACGGACAGAAGCAGCGCCGACGGAGCCAGCGCCUCAAAAGGCUGUAGCAGUCAGAGCAGUGUGAGGGCUCGAGACAGGACGAGGGAGAGGAGCGGCCAAGGCGCCUCCAGUGAUAGGUAUGCCGCCUCACCCAUGGCGGAAACCUUUAACGUAGCGAGAGUGGACGCCGAUGGCGACUGUGAUAGUAGAAUUAACUCGGGCAUCCGGGCCUCUCAGGAGAAACAGCUAGUCAGUAAUGUAAGUGAAAGCCAGACGAGCGCGUCAAGCAGUUCGCAAAAGCAUCAAAUCAAGAAUAGUUACCAAGGAAGCCAGCACAGAGAUCAAGGGCUUUGUGACAGUCUCGAGAGGAUAUGCCAGGCAGCAAAAGAAGCUGCCAGCAGACCUCUUCAAGGGGAUGACAGCACUUGCGAUCUUAUGGCGAAGCUGGAGUGUGCCUGCGGAGGCAUGUCGCCGCAGACGUGGCGAGAACGAGUUCAGGCGCUGCGGGAGUCCGAGGCGGCCGUGCGGGAACGCGAGGUUUCGGUCAAGGAGAGGGAACGCGAAGUGAGCCACCGCGAGCACCGCGUCGCUGCCAUGGAGAGGGAGGCCCGCCAGCACCUGGUUCGCGCACAGAUCUACCUCCGGCAGGCGAGGCCGCGGCAGAACGCCGCCACCUCGCCCCAUCGGCCGCCGUCCGACCUGGACACGACCAUGAGCGCCGACCCGGGCGAGGUCCCCACCGCCACCACCACCAAGCUCGACCCCCAGCGCACCGAGAACCCCUUCCUCAAGAUGCGCGGAGUGCAGCCACACCCGGAGAAGCGCGUCACCUUCAAGGAGAAGUCUCCCAGGGUCAAGAGCAACACACUGGACAACCCCAGGAGUCGGCGCAAGAGGGGAAACAUAUUCAGCCUGGCCGAUCGGGCUGGCUCGUCCGACAAGACGAGCGAGGUGACGGCCGCUGCUCGUCAGCCGUUGAAGGUCGUGGCUGCAGCGGAAAAGAAUGCAGACUCGCACCAGGAAAGCCACAUGAUAAGUCCCACGGAGAGACAGGCACAGACUUCUCAGCCCGCAGCGCAGCCAACUGCCAAAGGUGUAGGUGCAUUUUCCUUGCUUAACAAAGGUCCACACGGGCUGCGGGAGCGUCCGCGAAGCACCGAAAAUCUCAGCAGAAAACCCGCAGAGACAACGGGAGACAAGGAGAAUAAAGUAGCGUCUGGGGCUAAGCCGAAGAAGGUCCCCGAGAUGAAGCAGGGGCUGUGGAACUGGAGGGCGAAGAGUAAGGGCGUAACGCAGCCGGGCCGCCGCGAGCAGAACGCUGGCCAGAAUCGGGUGCUGCAGUUCUACAAUGUAGUGUGA